AUGAUGGUGUUGAAUGCAGAGCUGAAGUCCACCGACAGGAUCCUCGCCGUAGUUCAACAUUCAAGUUUGUGCCUGUAUGUUGGUAUUAAGUGAAUCAAACAGUGACCCAUAUACGCGAGGUAUAUUCAUAUAGGGUAUAUGAAUGUCUCUGAGUGUAUGCCUUAAAUAUAUAAUAUAUCAAUUAUACAUACAUUGACAUCCAGUCACAUUCAAGUCACAUGCGACAAAAAUUCCCAAACAAAAACGUUUCUCGUCUUCGUGGUGUGACGCAGACAUCUGUCCACUCUUCUUCCUCCUCCUCCUCUUCCUCCUCUCCCCUGUGUGAGUGUUUGGCGGUCUUCAUCUUCAUCGGAGGACCACCCGCAGAGGAGCAACACAUCACGCCCGCCGCCGUCCUCCUCAUCACCUCCCGACGAAGCUGGUCUCGCCGUCGUCGUCCGGCUUCAUGUCGCCGCCGGUCCGGACCAGCAACGUGACCAACCGGCGCGACGCCAAGUCGGUGGCGUCCCGCGUGUUCAUCGGCAACCUGAACACGGCGCUGGUGAGCAAGCGGGACGUGGUGGCCGUCUUCUGCGCGUACGGCCGCGUGCUGGGCUGCUCCGUGCACAAGGGCUUCGCCUUCGUGCAGUACGCCGGCCGCGGCCACGCCCGCGCCGCCGUCAGCGGGCACGACGGACGCGUCCUGGCCGGCCAAACGCUCGACGUCAAGAUGGCGGGCGAGCCCGACGAGCCCGACGAGCCCGACGCGCCCCUGAGCUCGUCAUAUCGCAUGUCGUGUUAUGUCAUCUUCAAUCCGUCUGCGUCCAGCUUGUUGGACUUCCGCCGUCGGGCGCCGCCCCCCGUCGGCGUCGAGUGGCCGCGCGUGUCGCCCCCUGGCGCCCGGAGGCCGUCGUCGCUUCCUGCGCAACAGCGGCCGCAGGACGCCGAGAUCCUCCGCGCCGACGCGACAGGGAGACGAGUUCAGCUGCGGGUCAUCAAGUCGCACUUGACUCAAAUCAAAGAAAACGUCGACGCUUUGCUGGGACGCUUGGAACACGUGACGGAAGGCGCACACGCCGGAGACACAGAGAGGACGUCGUCACGGCGACAUGACGGCGAGGAGGCCCGAGACGAAGGCGAGGAGGAGCGCCGCGGCGCCGUGACGGAAAAGCGAGGCCAAGCGGAGCGGCUCGCCGACGGAGAGCGCUCGCUUUGAUCCGUUUCACGAUUGCGGAAAACCACGCGGGCCAGGAAGCGCGGCGGUCAGCGGUCGGCACGGCCGCCGCGUUCCGGGUGGAAUCGGAGUUUGCGUGGUCAUCCCGAAACGCGGCGGCACGUUCGCGUCCUUGCUUUUGUCCGGAUGGGACCUGACAGGAAUUGGCGACCAUUCCAUUCAUUGUCUUUUUAGCGUUUAUCAUAGUUUGAUUUUUGUCUUUAACAUUUUUGAAAAUAGCCGUAUUUUUUAGAAUUCGGAUUAUUUUUGGGUCAUUAAGACUUUUUUUAUCAGCUUGUUUAAUUGUCAAUCCUUUUUUUUUUUUUUUAGUAAUGUAAUACUUUUUUAAUCGUACAACCCCAAUUCAGAUGAAAGUUGGGACGUUGUGUUAAACAUAAAUCAAAAGGGAAUCCAAUCAUUUGCAAAUCAUGUUCAAGCUAUCUUCCAUUGAAUGCGCGACAUUCAAGAUAUUUCAUGUUCAAACUGACAAACGUGAACGUUUUAGCAAAUAAUCAUCAACUUAGAAUUUGAUGGCUGCAACAGGUUCCAAAAAAGCUGGCACAGGUGGCACAAAAACUAAGUUGAGGAAUGCUCAUCAAAAAUCCCACGGGUGAACACGGGUGGGGGCCAUGAUUGGCUAGAAAAGGAGCGUUCACAAGCAAAGAUGGGGCGAGGUUCACCUCUUGGUGAACAAGUGCGGGAGAAAAUAGUCCAGCAGUUUAAGGACAAUGUUCCUCAACGUACAAUUGCAAGGGAUUGAGGGAUUUCAUCAUCUACGGUCCAUAAGAUCAUCCAAAGGUUCAGAGAAUCCGGAGAAAUCACUGCAUGGAAGCGGCGAGCCCGAAAACCGACAUUGAAUGCCCGUGACCUUCGAUCCCUCGGGCGGCGCUGCAUCAAAAAAUCGACAUCGAUGUGUAAAGGAUAUCACCCCGUGGGCUCAGGAACACUUCAGAAAACCAAUGUCGGUAAAUACAGUUGGGCGCUACAUCCGGAAGUGCAACUUGAAACUCUACUAUGCAAAGCAAAAGCCAUUUAUCAAGAACACCCAGAAACGCCGCCGGCUUCUCUGGGCCCGAGCUCAUCUCAGAUGGACCGACGCAAAGUGGAAAAGCGUUCUGUGGAGUCCACAUUUCAAAUAGUUUUUGCAAAUUGUGGACGUCGUGUCCUCCGGGCCAAAGAGGAAAAGAACCAUCCGGACUGUUAUGGACGCAAAGUUCAAAAGCCAGCAUCUGUGAUGGUAUGGGGCUGUGUUAGUGCCAAUGGCAUGGGGAACUUACACAUCUGUGAAGGCACCAUUCAUGCUGACAGGUACAUACAGGUUUUGGAGAAACAUAUGCUGCCAUCCAAGCAACGUCUUUUUUUUGCUUAUUUCGGCAAGACAAUGCCAAACCACAUUGUGCACGUGUUACAACAGCGUGGCUUGGUAGUAAAAGAAUGCGGGGUACUAGACUGGCCUGCCUGCAGUCCAGACCCGUCUCCCAUUGAAAAUGCGCGGCGCAUUAUGAAGCGUAAAAUACGACAACGGAGACCCCGGACUGUUCAACAAUGAGCGUCCUCAGUUCCCAAACGUUUAUUGAAUGUUGUUCAAGGAGAAGGUGACGUGACACAGCGGGAAACCUGAGCCUGGCCCAGCUUUUUUGGCAACGAUUCUAAAUUCAUGAUUAUUUGCUAAAAACAAUCAACUUGAUCAGUUUGAACAUGAAAGAUCUUGUCUUUGUAGUGUUUUCAAUUCAAUAUAGGUCUGCCUCACAGUUGUGAGGACCGGGGUUCGAAUUCCGGCCCCGCCUGUGUGGAGUUUGCAUGUUCUCCUCGUGGCCUACGUGGCUUUUCCUGGUUCUCCGGGAACUCCGCUUUCCUCCCACGUCCCAAAAACAUGCAUGCGAGGUUGAUUGAAGUCUCUAAAUUGCCCGUAGGUGGGAAUGGUUGUUUGUUUCUGUGCGCCCUGCGAUUGGCUGGCAACCAGUUGAGGGUGUGGCCCACUUCUCGCCCGAAGCCAGCUGCGACCCGCGUGAGGAGAAGCGCGACAGAAAAUGGCUGGAUGGAUGAUUUGCAAAUCCGCGUAUUCAGUUUUGAUGGCUGUUUAACACAACGUCGCGACUUCAUUGCAAUCGGCGCUCCAUGAUCCUCUUUUAUCAUCAUUGUCGAAGUCAUUUUUAGCUUGUUUUUAUUGCCGUGAAGAUUUUAUUUGUCUCUGACACUUCGCCUUAAGACUUCUUUGAAUCGUCAUUUGUACGGUCGUUAAUAAUCGGUUUCCUAAUCAUUGAGGCUUCCUCGUGUUUAUCAUCGUUAAAAUGUUUGUAUUGUCAUCGUUCAUUGGAUUGUAAUUGUCGCGAAGACUUUUCAUCGUUUCUGCUCGGUUGUAAAGCAUCGCCACAACUUUGUCAUGACCGCUUUUUUUUGUUUUUUUAUUAAUCAUGACUCAGACUAUUUUUUUUCUCGCCAUUCGGACAUUUUUACCAUCAUUAGCGUUCAUAUUUUUUUACCAAUGCAUAUUUUUCUUCUCGAUUGUUACUCCAUUGUCAUGAAGUUCCUUUUUUAUCCUCAAAAACGUUCUGAUCAUCCAUUUUUUUUCAUCAUCAUUUAUUUGCGUCAUCAUUUAUUGUCCUAAUAAUAUUUGACUUUUGUCUUUGUCAUUGUUAAGACUGUUUUUUUGUCUUUUUAUCGUGAUUAAUAAUCCUUUCAUCGACUCAAAUCGUCAGUCAUUUCUCUUCGUCAGGCGUACGACUCUUUUAUUGUCACUGACUUUUAUGACUCAUCCUUCCUUUUGAAAUAAUCCCGAACUCUCAUUUUUUUUUUCAUCACCUAUUUAUCGUUGUCAAGCCGUCGAGUCCCUUUUUGAUCGUCACUCGUUUUUUUUUUGUAAUGAUAUUUCAUCCCCUUCAUUGACUUCUUUCAUUUUUCCGUUCGACUCUCUUCAAUAGAUUUGCGCUUUUCGUUCAAAAAGUGACCACACAAGCGUCGGCGUCGACGUUCGUUCGGCAUGUGAGAAAAUGUGCGGCCCCAACGGUCGGCCAUCGCGGUGUUGCGUUUCAAGCCGCUUUGACGAUCAAGAAAAUUUAUCGCCGACCGGGCGGUUAAUCACCCGGAGCGACUGAUUUCCCUUUCAUCCGCCGCCCGGCGCGCUGCGCCAGGUGUGUCGUCUCCACACUUUCUUAGCGCAACGGCUCAUUCGUCUUUUUUAUCUGCGCUAUCAAUCAUUUUGUAAUUUUCUUUGAAUGCUGAGAAUCUUUUUUUCUGGUGGUUCUUCUUGUCAUUCCGACUCUUUUCUUCUCUUCUUGCUUAUCCGACCGAAAGCUUUUUGAUUGCGUUUAAGGCCCUAAUCCUAUUUUUGAAUCAUCAUUGUUCUAUUGAUCUUUUUUUUUUUUGGGGGGGAUUGUCAUUACAACUUUGAUUCAAUCUUUUAUCAUCGUGAUUUAAAAAAAUAAAAAUAAAAUAAAUACCUUCAUAUUUUUUAUGGUCAUUUAAUAAUCAUUUUAUCCUCCUAAGUCGUCAUGAAUACCAUAUUAUUUUUGGA
Molecule: messenger RNA, 4706 nt
Organism: Phyllopteryx taeniolatus (common seadragon)
Lineage: Eukaryota; Metazoa; Chordata; Actinopteri; Syngnathiformes; Syngnathidae
Gene: raly
Product: RALY heterogeneous nuclear ribonucleoprotein
Exons: 6
Coding region: 446-1195 (249 amino acids)
Cellular component (GO): nucleus
Molecular function (GO): RNA binding
Source: RefSeq, a predicted model, not a curated record